AUGGCCCAAGUUAGCUUCUCGAAGGCAGCUGCCCUCUCCGUGCUCCUGCUGGUCGCAUCCCUGGCGACCAUCGUCUCCGCCCAGGAAAUGGCCCCGGCUCCCUCGCCGUCGCAGGUGACCGGCGCUGGCUUCUCCGUUCCCGCCUCCGGCGCUUUCGUUGCCGUCUCUGUGGUCGUUUCUCUCAUGGGUCUGUUGAAGAUGUAA
Messenger RNA from Linum trigynum, 204 nucleotides. NCBI's taxonomy places the organism in Eukaryota, Viridiplantae, Streptophyta, Magnoliopsida, Malpighiales, Linaceae. The record is from the annotation of a GenBank genome assembly.